CUCUUCCACUUCGUGUGUUUCUCAGAAAAGAAAGAAUAUGCAAAGAAAGAAACUUCUAGAGAGAGAAACUAGAGAGGGAGAAACAGAGAGAAUAUAGCGCAAAAAUUGAAACCUAGGUUUCAAUUCUUGCAUCAAAGUUUCGAACUAGAUAGAUAGAGAAAAAUUGAAGCAAAUUAGUUUGUGUUUUUUUGUUAAUUUUUUUUUUCUUUCAGUAUUUUUGGUUUGAAUUAGGGUUUUGUUGAAUUGAUUUGUUAGGGUUUUGAUUUGGAAUUUGAAGUUUCUGAUUGUGUUUAGGAUAAUUGGUGAAAUUUGAAGCUUAUGUGAUAUGAGUGAAGUUAGUGUUUUCUAGGGUUUGUGUGUGUGUGUGUGGGGUUUCAAUGGGGAGCAUGGGUGAGCAUGAUAGAAAACGGCGUUUUAGCUCUUUAUCACCUACACCUGCAAUUGCCAAGAAGUUACCAUUCUUGCCAGUUUCUGAAGACAAAAAGCUUGAUAUUGCUGUACUUCAGUAUCAAAACCAAAAGCUCACACAGAAAUUAGAGACUCAGAAGUUAGAAUAUACAGCUCUUGAGAAUAAAUUUUCUCAACUGAAGGAGAGGCAACAGUCGUAUGAUUCUACCUUAGCAGUGGUCAAGAAGUCUUGGCAGCAGCUGGUUAAUGAUUUAGAGUCACGUUCUGAAUGCACAAGGGAGUCUAGCCGCAAAGCAGAUUCCAGUUUUGCAUCAAGCUCAAAUGGUUCUUCGUCUACUGUUCAAGAUGUUUUUCUUAGCCGACUUUUGCAAACUGGUGCUACUGAAAAUUCCUCCUCUAACCACUUUGCAAACGAGAUGGAACAACAUAGAGAAAUGACUGCUGAAAAAGUUAAAAGCAUUUUGAAUAAUAUAUUGACAUCUAGUAAUAACUUUCAUUGUCUGAAAGAUGGAUUUCAUACUGCACUACUGCAAAAGCUUCGAGAAGAUGUUUCAUGUGGGCAGAUGCUAUCCAAUGAUCUGGAGCUGGAAAGUAAAAACUUGAGAUUGGCAUUAAGUGAACUUCACUUAAAGCACAAGUCGUUAGCAAGUGAUUUCCGAAUUCAGAGGGAUCUGGAUGCCAAAAAUAAAGCUGAGCUUAAACGAUUAAAAGGGGAACUGGAAGGCACAGUUGCGGAGUUAGAAGAAAUCAAUCACAACCUUGCAACUCUUAAGGUAGAGAAAGAUGCAGCCAAAGGGGCAAUUCUCCCAGUAUUAGCUGUUGGGAAUACACAUAUUCCAAAUGAUAAGAUCAAAGACAAACAAAAGGAUUUACAAGAUAUGGAAUCUACUUUGAAGGAGCUAUUGGACCGAGCUUCAACACGAUUAGUGGAACUGAAACGUCUUCACGAGGAAAGAAUAAGGUUAUUACAGCAAUUGUGCGAUAUACAGAAUACAGUGAAGAAUUUGAAGUGUAUUACCUCUUCCCAUGCAUUCCAAUUGGUUAGAGAUCAGAUAGAAAAAUCAAAAUCUGAAGUGCAGGAGUAUCAGGCCUUAUAUGAGAAACUACAGGCUGAGAAGGAUAAUCUUGCAUGGAAGGAAAGGGAGUGGUACAUUAAAAAUGAUUUAGCUGAUCUUUUUCAAAGAUCUGUGACAGUUUCUGAUCUUAGAGUGGCUGAUAUACGCACUGAGAUACAGAAAGCGAUUGAGCAAAGAAAUGUGAUUGAAAAUAGGCUGAAAGAGGAAGCAAGAGAACCAGGAAGGAAAGAAAUUAUUGCCGAAUUUAAAUCUCUGCUUUCUUCGUUUCCUGAUGAAAUGGGAUCCAUGCAAAGUCAACUUACUAAAUAUAAAGAAUCAGCUUCAGAUCUCCAUUCUUUGCAUGCAAAUGUGCAUUCUAUUUCCAGUAUCCUUGAUCAGAAGGUAAAAGAAUGUGAUGCAUUAUCGGUUAGGUCUGCAGAUCAACUUGCUGAGAUAAACAGACUGCAUGUUGUGGUUCAAGAUUUGCGAGUGACUGAGGAUGAGAUGAAGUUGAUACUGCAAAUGUAUAGACACGAGACCAUUGAUUCAAGGGAUGUCAUGGAAGCAAGGGAAGCAGAAUACAGAGCAUGGGCACAUGUUCAAAGUUUGAAAUCAUCUCUUGAUGAGCACAAUUUAGAACUUCGAGUAAAAACAGCAAUUGAAUCAGAGGCCAGAUCACAGCAAAAACUUGCUGCGGCUGAAGCUGAGAUUGCAGAGAUGAGACAUAAAUUAGAUGAUUCUAAAAGGGAGAUGGGUAAAUUGUCUAAUGUCUUGAGAUCUAAAAAUGAAGAAAAUGAAGCCUACUUAUCUGAAAUAGAGGUUGAAUUUCUUAUCUUGGGGGAAUGGAUUUAUUUUUUCAUGACAAUUUUUUCCAAUUAUUCAGCUCAUAAAUUGUCUGUUUUUUUUACAAUGUAUUUUUUGUAUAUUGGAUGGAUGAUAUUCCUGCAGACAAUUGGACAAGCAUAUGAUGAUAUGCAAACCCAAAACCAGCAUCUGUUGCAUCAGAUUACUGAGAGAGAUGAUUACAAUAUUAAGCUUGUUUUAGAAGGUGUAAGGGCUAGACAAAAAACCGAUUCUUUGAUCAUGGAGAAGCAAUUAAUGGAACAAGAGAUCCAGCAAUCAAAUGUCUCUCUGAAUUUAUAUGAUACGAAAGCUGCAAGAAUUGAAGACCAGCUGAGGUUUUGCUCUGAUCAGAUUCAAAAACUUAAGGACAAUAAACAUCAAAGUUCUGUCGGUUUGGAAAAUGCACAAAGAAGGCUGUCGGAUAUUAAACCAUCAUCGCAACAAGUUAGGGAUACAGUGGUGGAAGUGCAAUCUAAAAUUACAAGUAGUCGGGUGACUUGUAUGGAGUUAGAAGUAGAACUCGAUAAAGAAAGGUUUGACAAAAAAAAAGUAGAAGAAGAUCUGGAGGUUGCUAAGAGAAACUUGUCACGUCUUAAAGCACAAGAUGAGGAUUCCUCAGUAACUGAUAAGCUUCAACAGGAACUGGGAGAGUACAGGGAAAUUGUCAAGUGCAGUAUCUGUCGAGACAAGACAAAAGAGGUGGUAAUUACAAAAUGCUACCACUUGUUCUGCAACUCAUGUAUCCAGAAAGUUGCUGGGAGUCGACAGCGCAAAUGUCCACAAUGUGGUGCAUGCUUUGGGGCUAAUGAUGUUAAGCCGGUUUAUUUGUAAUUAAGGUUCCAUCAUGCUUUUUGGGAAGACCCAGUGGUUUUUUAAAAAUGAUCUGUGGUGCAUGGUUCAAUUGUUUGCUUUUGCCAACUUUUGAGAGAAUUGAGAUCAGGAACAUUGGCAGCAACAUGAGUGCCCGUCUCAUUUCAUUUUGGACCAUAAAUGAUUGUUUUUGCUGGUACUUGAAGUUUCUCAGUACCACUUGUACUCUUUCUUGAAUGUGGGAUGUUUGGUUUUACUUUCGGCGAAAAGAAUUUGAAGCCACAGGAAACAUAUUUGUUCUUUUGCAGAUUUAUCAUAAGUCUUCUUCCAAUGAGAUUUGGAGAGGCCAUGAAGGUUUUUGUAUUUUUUGACUGUACAAUUAAUGUUUCAAACUAUUAUAAGCCUGAAUUGGCCAUGAUGGCUAAUUGCCUUGGAAGUAGACUCCUAAGAGUGCAAUGACAAUGUCUUACUCUUAGAUCAAUAGUUCUUUUUUUUUCUUUUUCUUUUUCUGCUGCGAUGGCAGAAGUUCAAAUUUUGGCUUUAGAGGCUUGUGUUGUUGUACUUGUAUAUAUCUUAGAUUCAUAAGGGGUCGUUCAAUUUUGGUUUAUCACAGCCUGUAAUUGUGUUAAUGAUAUGCCAAGAUAUCAUUGUAAUUUCUGUUGUAAUUUAUGAAUUCCCGAUUUAUCUUUC
Trifolium pratense (red clover) is the source of this 3806-nucleotide messenger RNA. Its product is annotated as E3 ubiquitin-protein ligase BRE1-like 1. Lineage: Eukaryota; Viridiplantae; Streptophyta; Magnoliopsida; Fabales; Fabaceae. Gene Ontology annotation, cellular component: HULC complex; nucleus. Bases 378 to 3137 code for a protein of 919 amino acids. Gene Ontology annotation, molecular function: ubiquitin protein ligase activity; metal ion binding. The transcript has 18 exons. The record is from RefSeq and is a predicted model, not a curated record.